AUGGCAACAACAUCUACAGUGCCACCAGCCACGGAUGCCGCCUCUUACAUCGACCUCGCUAUUACCCUCACCCUUAACAACUGGUCAGCCCUCUCAUUAGCUGUCGAUAAGCGGGGCUGGCUCUGCGGCGCAAUUUCCGAUAUGCUACGUGAUCGACCCGAGACCGACGCUAAAGACCUGGAGGAAGUGCUUGUUACGUGCCAGGUCAAUCAACAAGAAAGAAAAAGCAAAGAUGGGGAAGGAGAGAGAGAGCAAGUGGUGAAUCCCAGGGAUCUUAUAGCAGAGCUAUCCCACAUGAUAAACGACAAGUUUGACGUCGUAGUAGACGACGAGGGCGCCGCGGACAUGAUAAUAGAGCUUAAGGCCUAG
Penicillium samsonianum is the source of this 369-nucleotide messenger RNA. RefSeq names its product Pre-rRNA-processing protein TSR2. The transcript is spliced from 4 exons. The record is from RefSeq and is a predicted model, not a curated record. Bases 1 to 369 code for a protein of 122 amino acids. NCBI's taxonomy places the organism in Eukaryota, Fungi, Ascomycota, Eurotiomycetes, Eurotiales, Aspergillaceae.